AUGUGUGCGGAGCAAAAACGUCAACCUAGGAAGCGCCGAGACACUGAGGAGUCGCCACUGUGUGCAUUUCUGGAACGGAUAUUCCACAAUGGCUUUGAAGAGCCGGUCCGUUUCUUCGGCCUUCUGGCGGACAAAAUCCGUGAUGAGGGUGCUGUCCGGGUCCGCUGCCACCGCUGCCUGGUGCGAAGGUGGAGGCUGGUGGCGCGUUCUCGCGUCUUUCCCCUCGCGCCCGUCAAGUGGUUAAAUACCUUCGAAGCGGCAACACGUUUAUUGCAGCAAGGCGAUAACUCCAAUCAAUGGGGGGCUUCGGAAACCACCGCAAAUGGAAGAAUUAGGCCAGGGUAUCUGUCAUUGCCUAAGUUGCGCCUCCAAAACGAAGAUUCGCUGCGCGGCUUGACCCCACACUAA
This is a messenger RNA of Trypanosoma theileri, 408 nucleotides long. RefSeq lists its product as uncharacterized. Bases 1 to 408 code for a protein of 135 amino acids. NCBI's taxonomy places the organism in Eukaryota, Euglenozoa, Kinetoplastea, Trypanosomatida, Trypanosomatidae. The record is from RefSeq and is a predicted model, not a curated record. The transcript has a single exon.